Molecule: messenger RNA, 997 nt
Organism: Scleropages formosus (Asian bonytongue)
Lineage: Eukaryota; Metazoa; Chordata; Actinopteri; Osteoglossiformes; Osteoglossidae
Gene: denr
Product: density-regulated protein
Exons: 8
Coding region: 136-729 (197 amino acids)
Biological process (GO): formation of translation preinitiation complex; translation reinitiation
Molecular function (GO): translation initiation factor activity; mRNA binding
Source: RefSeq, a predicted model, not a curated record
CAGGACCUCACUGAGAAGCAGUGCGCGUUGUGCCUGUCGAUGACUUGAUCGUAAUUCUUCACUUACACAAUAAUGCUUGUUUUUUUAUUUAGCAGAACAUAAUAUAAAGAUUGUUUUCAAGAGGCAGACAACAUCAUGGCUACUACUGAAAAUGCAGAAUCAGGUUCACCGGAGAACAAAGUGGAUCGUAGACCUGGAAACUCGGAUGCAAUGUACCCCCUGAAAGUCUUAUAUUGCGGAGUGUGUUCUUUGCCAACAGAGUACUGUGAGUACAUGCCUGAGCCUGCCAAGUGCCGGCAGUGGUUGGAGAAGAACUUUCCGGAUGAGUUUGCAAAGAUGACUGUGGAGAGUGCACCGAAGCAAGACACUGGAGGUGGAGAUGCGCCCCCUGCUGGAGAGGAGGAAGAAAAGAAGAAGCAAAAAAGAGGAGGGAGGGGUCAGAUCAAACAGAAAAAGAAGACUGUUCCUCAAAAAGUAACAAUAGCUAAAAUCCCUCGGGCCAAGAAGAAAUAUGUAACCCGUGUGUGUGGCCUCAACACUUUUGACAUUGACCUUAAAGAAGCGCAGAGAUUCUUUGCCCAGAAGUUCUCAUGCGGUGCCUCUGUAACAGGCGAAGAUGAAAUCAUCAUUCAGGGAGAUUUUACAGAUGACAUCACUGACGUCAUCCAAGAGAAGUGGCCUGAGGUGGAUGAUGACAGCAUUGAAGACCUUGGGGAGGUGAAGAAGUGAAAAUCCAGUCAGCACUUUUAGUAAAACAUGAGAGAAUGAUCUGGCCAAAUACACACAGACAAAACUGGCAUUUUGUAUCUAUUUUAUUUACUGUACUGAAGUUGUGAACUUGGCCCCUUUUCAUGACAUCUUUCAGUUGUGUAUAGCUGCUUUUCUCCUGGUUGCCAAAGUUCUAAUAUGAUUGUGAAUUCUUCCAAUUACAAACACUGCACUAAAGCAAAUUUUAGUGUAAUAAAUAGUCAGUUUUGGUCUCAUUUGCUUGGUGUCU